This is a messenger RNA of Cucumis sativus (cucumber), 1131 nucleotides long. RefSeq names its product zinc finger protein CONSTANS-LIKE 5. The coding region runs from base 133 to 873 and encodes 246 amino acids. Gene Ontology annotation, cellular component: nucleus. Gene Ontology annotation, biological process: regulation of flower development. The record is from RefSeq and is a predicted model, not a curated record. The transcript is spliced from 3 exons. Gene Ontology annotation, molecular function: protein binding. NCBI's taxonomy places the organism in Eukaryota, Viridiplantae, Streptophyta, Magnoliopsida, Cucurbitales, Cucurbitaceae.
UCCUCCAAACUCUCUCACGAGCUUCCUCUUCUCUCUCUCUCUCUCUCUCUCUCUCUCUCUCUCUCUCACACACACACGCGUCUUCUGAUCGGAGCUCCUCCUUCGUGUUUCUCACUCGCUGCUGUUCCUCUGAUGGCCUUUUCCCCAUUUCUCUCCGCCGCCUCACAUUCCUCCGCCGACCUCGCAGGCGUUGAUUUUGACUGGUUGCCUGAUUCUUCCAUUAAGCUUUGGAAUUCUGAUCAAUUUUCCGACAGUUGUGGCGACGGCUCACCGCCUUCUCCUCCAGAACCCCUCAAAAUCCGUCCAUCAACUAACAACUUUUUAUUACAUCCAUCAGCUUUUCCCCUCCUUAAUCCUGAUUCUCUUCAAUCCAAUGAUACUGAUUCAUUUCUUCAACGCACUUUUUCUUCCUCCUCGCCACCGCCUUCUGCAGCCAUCGAUCCUCCUAUCAACCGGCCGCUCUUCCCCGUCGGCGAUUUUCAGAAGAAGAAUAAUAAUAAUGAAAGAGGAGAUGAGAGUCCAGUUUCAUGUGAGAGUAGCAUCACCAUUAUUGAAGGGAUGAGCAGAGCUUGUAGGUACAGUCCUGAAGAGAAGAAGGAAAGGAUUGAAAGAUAUAGAACCAAAAGACACCAAAGGAACUUCAACAAGAAGAUUAAGUAUGCUUGCAGGAAGUCGUUGGCAGAUAGUCGACCACGGAUUAGAGGACGAUUUGCGAGGUACAACGACGAGGUAGUGAAGAAUUAUCCAGUGCAAUGGAAUCAACACGAACGAGAGGAAGAAGAAGAAGAAGAACAGCAACGGGAAGCAAAUAGUUGCGGAGAUAAUUGGAUCAAGUAUUUCAUCGAUACAUAUUCCACGAACCUUAUUCCAUGAAUCUCACACAACAACUAAUUACAAUAAUAAUAAUAAUAAUAACGUACGUAGUUGUAGUAGUCUCUAGUGUGUCAUUCGGCCUCUUCCAUUUUGACCUGCCUUUCAAUUACCUGAGAAAUUUAUUUUAUAUCUAUACUUAUUUUAGCUUCUUUUCUCUAUAUAUGUAUGAAAAAGUUAUAUGAUAAGUAUACAAUAUAUAUGUAAUUAUAAUGAUGUCAUUCAAGGUGUGAAUACAAGGAUAAUUGAGGGUUUUUUUUU